AUGGACAACUUCCAGAAGGUGGAGAAGAUCGGGGAGGGCACGUACGGGGUGGUGUACAAAGCUCGGAACCGGGAGACUGGAGAGGUGGUGGCGCUGAAGAAGAUCCGCCUGGACACGGAGACAGAAGGAGUCCCAAGCACAGCUAUUCGAGAAAUUUCUCUCCUCAAAGAACUUAAUCAUCCUAACAUAGUCAAGCUACUGGAUGUAAUUCACACAGAAAAUAAACUAUACCUCGUAUUUGAGUUUCUCAACCAAGAUCUGAAGAAGUUCAUGGACGGCUCCACUAUUACAGGAAUCCCACUGGCUCUUGUUAAAAGUUACCUGUUCCAGUUAUUGCAAGGCUUGGCAUUCUGCCAUUCACACCGUGUUCUGCACAGAGACUUGAAGCCGCAAAACUUACUCAUCAAUUCAGAUGGAGCUGUAAAGCUUGCAGACUUUGGCCUUGCCCGGGCCUUUGGGGUGCCUGUGAGAACCUACACACAUGAGGUGGUGACGCUCUGGUACAGAGCUCCGGAAAUUCUUCUUGGCUGCAAGUACUACUCAACAGCUGUAGAUAUAUGGAGUCUGGGAUGUAUAUUUGCAGAAAUGAUCACCAGAAGAGCUUUGUUCCCAGGGGACUCGGAAAUUGACCAGCUUUUCCGUAUAUUUCGCACACUGGGAACUCCAGAUGAGGCCUCUUGGCCAGGUGUUACUUCCAUGCCAGAUUAUAAAUCCACUUUCCCCAAGUGGGCUCGGCAAGACUUUAGCAAAGUGGUUCCACCGUUGGAUGAAGAUGGCAGAGAUCUUUUAGCUCAAAUGCUUCAAUAUGAUUCCAACAAGCGGAUCUCUGCUAAGGUUGCCCUAACGCAUUCUUUCUUCCGUGAUGUCAGCAGGCCUGCUCCACAUCUUAUUUAG
Messenger RNA from Staurois parvus, 894 nucleotides. The record is from the annotation of a GenBank genome assembly. NCBI's taxonomy places the organism in Eukaryota, Metazoa, Chordata, Amphibia, Anura, Ranidae.